Messenger RNA from Cooperia oncophora, 357 nucleotides. The record is from the annotation of a GenBank genome assembly. Lineage: Eukaryota; Metazoa; Nematoda; Chromadorea; Rhabditida; Trichostrongylidae.
AACAAAUUCUAUGGAGGCGAUUGGGCUUCGUUCAACCUAACAACUAUCGGUGAUUGGAAACCUGCGGAAGCAGAAGCGGAUAUUUCCAAGUAUAACGACAAACUUGGUGAUGGUGAAUCUCUAAUGGCGUUAGGUACGCGAAAAACUGUGCGCAAUGUGCAUCAAGAAUGGAUGCCUGCAAGUGAAUCGAUGAUGAAGGUUGAUAAGGGCGACAAUGUUGAGGAGAAGAAAGUUCGUGAAGUGGUGGAAUCGGAAUGGAGGCGAUUUAGCAUUGAUCUUGUACCGAAGGUUAGUAGACCGAAAAUUGCUUUUAGACACAGAACUGGAACCUUUCUUUACGGAUGUGCCUGUUUUUGA